This is a messenger RNA of Puntigrus tetrazona (Sumatra barb), 4037 nucleotides long. It is a transcript of the gene ntng2a, whose product is annotated as netrin g2a. Bases 1081 to 2679 code for a protein of 532 amino acids. The transcript is spliced from 8 exons. The record is from RefSeq and is a predicted model, not a curated record. NCBI's taxonomy places the organism in Eukaryota, Metazoa, Chordata, Actinopteri, Cypriniformes, Cyprinidae.
UACCACCGCAGUCAUGCGUCUAAAACAGUUCGACCGAAUACAGACAGGCUAUAUAUUCUGUAAGGGUUCGACUUGUUAAACAUGUAGUACGCCGUGAGAGGAGACUGGAAAUCCUCAGCCUCUGAUCUGUCUCUUUAAGCGGGCGGACUGCCUCAUAUCUGCUGCCGGGACGGUUCAGCUCUUCGACCCCGUAGAUAAACUUCUACUCCACACUAGUUAGACUAGACAAGGCAGGCAGUUUGCGGCUGCCGAAAGAGUUUUCAUCGAGGUCUGCGAAAGACAAAUGAAAGUCAGAUACUGCGAUGCGCAAAUAGAUGGGGACAGGAGAGUGAAUGGAGCAGGAGCGCGGAUGGAAUAAGACAGGAUGGGAAUGGGAGGUGUAGUACUCUGAAGUCUGUCCUUGAGCGCGCAGGACGGAGGCAUCAAUGAAGGCAGGGACAGAAACUUUAAAUGCACGUUUUUCAGGCAAUACUCGGUUCGCUUCGGAGCGGUCUGGAUGUAGGGCAUCUAUCUAGAAUGCUUUCCAACAAACUACGCGGCAGCCGAAGAAAGCACGAAGGGGAAAGCGUUUGCUGCGAUCUGCGGAGAGGAGUAACGUGCGCGUGUGUUUCUCAUCCGUCUCCAGUGAUAUGGCAGGGAACUGACUGAGAGAGAGAGAGAGUUUAUACAGAAGAUAUUCAUCUGGGAACAGUAAAAGGUGCUGAUCUCUGGAACCAAGGCAACCUGUCAGAAAUGAAACUCUCAUUACACAUGAAUCUUAGACUGGACUCGGACACCGGGCAUCUUCUGAUUGUGCAUGAACCACUGAAUGCACUUCAUGUCUCUGAACUGAAGUGACAUUCAUCCCUGGACUUGAAGUCAGGCGCCACGUAUAGAAAUUAAACACUGAAUUUUGAAGAUGUCGCAACAGAUCUAAAAAUCACACCAGCGGGAACUCAUUUUACAUUAACUCACACGCAGUUUUCCACCUAGGACCAGACUUUGCCCUUUUGGCACCGUGAUGGAUAUCGGAAAUUUCACAAUCUAAAUAAGUUCCAUGCUGAUACACCUAAUAGCUGUGGCACCCCUUGCCUUUCUCUCAUGCCCAUGGACCCAUCCAGUGCCAUGCUCUCACAGGCGCUCCUGCUCUUACAGUGCAUUAUUCUGACUCUCGGCCAGUACGAUAUCUGUAAGUCGCUGGUCAGCACAGACGAUGGACCAACAUGGGAAUAUUACGCUUGCCAGCCCAAACCCAUGUCCAUGAAGGAGUACAUGCAGAUUAGAGUGGAGCCUCCCGAUAUCACGUGUGGGAAUCCACCGGAGAGGUUCUGCACUCUGGAAAACCCAUACCUGUGCAGUGACGAAUGUGAUGCCUCCACCAAAGAACUCGCUCAUCCUCCAGAGCUGAUGCAAGAUCGUGAGCGAACUGGACUCAUCACAUACUGGCAGACUGUAACAUGGAGUCGUUAUCCUGAGCCUCUUCUGGCCAACAUAUCUUUAUCCUGGAACAAAAGCCUGGAGUUAACAGAUGACAUCCAGAUAACCUUUGAGUACGGGCGGCCCACAACAAUGGUGCUGGACAAGUCCCUGAAUUAUGGACGAACCUGGCAGCCUUACCAGUACUACGCCGACGACUGCAUGGACGCCUUCGGGAUGUUGCCAAAGAGGGUGCAGGAUCUGUCGGCCACAAAUGUGACUAGAGUCAUAUGUACCGAGCAAUACUCUCGCUGGGUCGGUUCCAAAAAUGAGAAAAACGUGCGGUUCGAGGUCUUGGAACGCUUCGCCAUUUUUGCUGGGACAAAGUUGCAAAACAUGGACAACUUGUACACACGCAUGGAGAGUAUGAAAGGCCUCCGAGAUUUUUUCACCUUCACAAACCUGCGGCUCCGGCUGCUGAGACCGGCGCUCGGAGGAACAUACGUACAAAGAGACAACCUGCUCAAGUACUUCUACGCCAUCUCCAAUAUCGACAUACCAGCAAGGUGUAAGUGUAACCUCCACGCCGGUCAGUGCUCCCUCCGUGACGGGACCCUUCAGUGCGACUGCGAGCACAACACCACUGGACAAGACUGUUCGGCCUGCGAGAGAGGAUUCAAAGCCAAGUCCUGGAAGCCCGGCUCCUACCUGCCCACCCCGAACGGCUCCCCGAACAUUUGUGAGGCGUCGGGAACGUCUGACAACUGCGAGUGCAAUGGUCACUCAAAUCGCUGCAGUUACAUUGAUUUCAUCAACAUUGUGACUUGUGUGAGCUGCAAACACAACACUAGAGGGCAGAACUGUCAGCACUGCCGCCUCGGAUACUUCCGGAAUGCUUCUGCUGAGCUGGACGAUGAGAAUGUUUGCAUAGAGUGUAACUGUAAUCAGCUGGGCUCCUUUCACGCCCGGUGCAAUGACACAGGCUUCUGCCAGUGUCGAGAGGGCACCACGGGCCAGAAGUGCGAGGACUGCCUGCCCGGAUAUACCUGGAAGCAAGGCUGCGUGCCAAACGUGUGCGACGACGAGCUGCUCCUGUGUCAGAACGGCGGCUCCUGCAUCCAGAACCAGAAGUGCGUGUGUCCACCCAGCUUUAGGGGUGUUUUGUGUGAGCAGUCACGCUGCCAGGGCGAGAAAGGGUGCGACGGCGCAUCGGCCUGCUACCUCAGCACACUGACGCUGCUGCUCUGCCUUCUAGCCAACAGCCUGCUUAAAGCCAGCGCCUAGAAACCCAUCUCAAGUCGAUAUCCAUCCUAGUCUACGCAGGCCAAAGGGCUGAACCCUGCGGAUGAAGAGAGAGUGGCCUGAACCCGUACAGACCCAGCCUCACGGUGCUGAAAUCUUUUUUUUGGAAAUGGCGGCGGCUGCGCUGAGGUCAAAAAAGCCUUCACGAGACGGGCGGUUUAAUCGCUCGCCUCCUAGCAUCACUGAUCGCCUGGACUUUAUACCAAAAAAACAGAAUAAAAACAACUUCACGUUCAGUUUCAGCUCACUCUACACAAAUCUCGGAGAAAUAUACAAGACGCGGUUUCGUUUCCUUUGCGUUUCUACCUUCUGUGUAGUUUCGACGCUCACCGAGGUACAAGCACUGCACCUAGCCAGCUUGUUUUAACCAACAACAAACGGUCGAUAUCACGGAAGCCUACUUAUGCCAAGUUAUUCUUCUUCUCUUGAAGACUUGUUUUUACAUUUCCUUUCAUUGCUGCAUUUUUCUCGCAUUUUAUUGCCAUUGAGGUUGUAACAAGUAGAUGAAACCGAUGGAAAAAAUGUUUAAUGGUGUUCUGCUAGUACGAGGAAUGAAUGUCUCUAUAGCUUGUGUUUGAGAUUACGUUUAUGGAAUGUAGAAAGAGGUUUUAAACUAUCACACUGAACAAAUAUACAUAUAUUGGUCUAUCUGAAAGGAAAUAUGAAGUAUUGUAUAUUAUAAUUAUGAUUAUUAUUUCAAUAUUUUUGGUAGAAAUGGUUAUUUUUGUUGAGUAAACGUUACCAUUGUAAAGACAUUGCAGCCCUUAUUGCAGUGCAUAUGGUAUUCACAACAUGGUAAAACUAUAUUUGAUGAUACGUCAGAAAACAUCUCUAAUAUAUUUGGAAUAUUCAUAUCAUUACAUUUAAAUAAAGCAUAAACGGUUCAUUACAUGCACAGCUUUAGCUCAAUGUAACCUGCACACGAUCAUCUUGUUACUGGCAUGUAUUCAUGACCAUUCAGGACUGCUUACUGACACGUGAUGAUAAGUACAUCCCUAAAGCACAAAGUCCCACAAACCCCGAAUAAAUACUAGAUAAUUAUAAAGCACAGAGAAUUUUUUAAAAAAUGCAUCGCCAAUCAACACAAUUAGAAUGGCCAUUCAGAUGAACAAUUUAAAAAAAUUCAGCAUACUGUAUAUCAUGCGAUCGGGUUAUUUUUCAAAUAAUUUGAUUUUCCUUGCGCGAGUCUCGAAGAAACGCCAAAAUCUUUAGCGGCUCAUGGGCUUAUUGGUGUAUUUCGUAUUUACAAAUGCUUUACAUUCAUGAUGAGCCGGGGCAAAUAAAAUACUAUCAACAAAUAUUAUAAAUGAAUAAAUCCUGACAAUCAGAAAGCACAAAGA